Molecule: messenger RNA, 471 nt
Organism: Trypanosoma theileri
Lineage: Eukaryota; Euglenozoa; Kinetoplastea; Trypanosomatida; Trypanosomatidae
Exons: 1
Source: RefSeq, a predicted model, not a curated record
AUGAUGAAUCGUGUGCUAUUUUUUCUUCUCUUGGUGCUGAGUGCUGUUUGUGUGGGUGCUGAGGCUGGUGUGGAAGCUGCAGGGCAGGAUGUUGAAGAGCAGGCUACUGAAGUACAUGCUUCUCUUGGUCAUCGUCCUGGUAUUGCGGAGACAAGAGAAGGAUUGGAAACGACACAAGGUCUUGCUCCUGGUCCUGGCCGCAGUGAACUUGUUGGAGAUCAUCAUAAAGGUCCUGAAGCGGAUCUGAAGGGCCCAGAUGUGGAUUUGAAAGGGCCUAAGGUGAACGUGGAUCCGCAGCAUCAAAGAGGGAAAGAAGAACGGCCUGCGGAAGAUACUCAAGAAGUUGGAAACCUGCCUGAGAGGGGAAAUCACGCAGGAAAAGGUCAGAACCAUCAUGCACAAGCUUCGGUUUCUGAACCUACUUCACGUUCUCCUAAUACUCGUUCUUCAGCAGUUCUUCCUACUACAUCA